AUGGAGGAAUGCAAGUCGAUGAGCACACCGAUGAAUCAAAAAGAGAAGCUCUGUAAAGAAGAUGGAGCUGACAAAGUUGAUGAAGGUUAUUAUAAAAGCUUGAUUGGAUGCUUAAUGUAUCUCACUGCAACAAGGCCUGAUAUUUUAUUUGUUGUAAGUCUCUUAUCUCGUUUUAUGCACUGUGCAAGUGAAAUGUAUUUAAGAGCAGCAAAGAGAAUAUUAAGAUAUAUCAAAGGUACUAUUGACUAUGGUGUAAAGUUUGAGAAGUGUCCAAGCUUCAAGUUACUUGGAUUCUCAGAUAGUGAUUGGGCUGGAUCCGCAGAUGAUAUGAGAAGUACCUCUGGCCAUUGUUUCAGCCUAGGUCAGGAAUAUUCUUAUGGUCAUCUAAGAAACAGGAAAUUGUUGCACAAUCAACUGCAGAAGCUGAAUUCAUAG
This is a messenger RNA of Solanum tuberosum (potato), 435 nucleotides long. RefSeq lists its product as uncharacterized. Lineage: Eukaryota; Viridiplantae; Streptophyta; Magnoliopsida; Solanales; Solanaceae. The coding region runs from base 1 to 435 and encodes 144 amino acids. The transcript has a single exon. The record is from RefSeq and is a predicted model, not a curated record.